AUGAUGCGGAGAAUUCUCUGCUGCACCGACGUCCUCCCACAAGAAACGGAAGCGAAUGCGGACGCAAAAGUGAACGAGACGAUCCGAGGCACCAAGCGAGCGCCGAUCGAACUGAUCCAAUUGCCCCCUCCCGCCAAGCUGUCUGGUGGUAAUUACAACUUCGAAUCAUGGCUUGCUAGAAACGGCUCCGGUUCCAUUGCGUCGUCCUCUCGCUCCAACGUGCGAUCUCCAGAGUUGGACUUCAUUCCGGACCCGACCUCGGUCGAAUACGUAUCGGACCCCGAGGAUGAGAUCCAGGAAGUGGUCAGUACACGCAAUUGGAGACGAAUCAGCCGAAGUCUCUCCCAAGACAGUAGCAAGGGCUCCCAAGAUCCCGACGAUGAGCGCCGUUUUUCCAUCCCCAGCGUUAAUCGCCCCUCCUCCGCCCCUCGCUCUAAGGAUCAGAAGGGUGACGAGAAGCCGCCUCCCUUUGAUCAGGCCGCCUAUUUCCAGGCCGUUAGAUCAAACAACAAGAGACGACUCCAGGCCGAAGUCGAAAGCGAAAACAGUUCUCGAUCAGUCUCCACGCGCGCAAGUAACAGAUUUCGCGAGCUUGGGACGGUUGAGGAGGAUCCGAGUGACCACCGAGAUGAGCUCCCAGGCGGACCGCGGGACCGGAUAGAGACUGCCAUGUCCACUGGAAUCUCCGCGCUCAAGGUUCCCCGCCAACCGACUCGACCUCCUACAGCUAGGCUCUCGAACCAAGGUCUAAAGGUUGAUCCAGCCGACAUCAUCUUGGGAGACCGUCGCCGCAGCAGUUGCCCUAAGAUUGAGUCCAGAUCCAAGGUGGUGGCAUCGCGGCUCGUCAUUCGUGAGCGGGGCUCCUUGCCCUUGAUGCCUCCGGCCCCAGUGCUCGUUGCUCAGCAGGACAAUAGCAAUCAGGACGACGAAUCAUUCAAGACCUGGCGUCUCUCUCAAAGCAUUCCCCAGUGCGAUAGUCAAGCUACUCUUAUAGUUCGGCCUCCAAACGUCUCGAGCACGAAUGAUCACAGCGUCGUCGUUGUCGAUACCAAAAGUGGAACCGAACCUCAAGACCAGCCCGGCACAGUAGACAACACUGGCACCACUGACACCAGGGAAAAGGCUCGCAACCAUGAGCAGCCCGAGAUCGCGGUUGUUUCCAAGCUCGUCAACGCCCCCAUCCGGCCUCUUACUGCGGACUCUGCACAGUCUCAUGACGGCAGUGGUUGGGAGACCUGGCUACUAGCCGAGAAGCUUACGUCCCAAGACCCUCCCGUAUCCGUCCGAGAAGCAUCUAAGACAAACGCCGAGAGUGCAUCUUCAAUCGCCGGUGGCGGUCCCACAGAGAUGUCUGACAACAAGCGCGACGCGGUCAACAUGACGAUGAGUCCGACGAGUUUGAGUUACCCAACCAAUCCUGGUGGCUCGAAUACGACCCUUUCCGUUGACAAAACUGACGCUUCCUCCGUGGCCUUUGGGGAUUUAUCAUCGACAUUUCGCAUGAAGGGCAAGAUCACUUCAGCCGUUGCAGACUCUGCUGCAGAAACCGUACUACAGUAUCCUUCAUCUUCGGUGUAUUCCUCGAUGCAGAAUACGCGCCCACCCUCGCCCAUGUACUCAAAAGACGCGAGUGGUUGUGGUGGGGAUAGUACCAGUUUUGUCGAGAGUCUGAUUGAUCUCAAUCUUGCCCAGUUCGAGAGUAAGAUCUCUCCCAGCCCGAGUAUCUUAAACUCAACUGACCAUCGGGCAGCGUUCAACGACCUCCAGGAACAACGGUCAGAUGAGAGCUACCGCACCGCUCCUGACCGGACUUCCGAUCCGGUUGUCCCCUCCAUCGUUCUGCCCAUCGAAAAUGCCCCUUGCAACGAGAUACCUGAUGCACCGGGAAAAUAUCGUUACAAAGUCCAGUUGACAACGAAUCUGUUUGGCGCCGAGUCUAACGAGUUGCCCUCACUGUCGGCCAGCGAUAUCCAGACGGCAACGAAGAUUGAACAGCACGAUACUGCUAAUAGCGCGCCCAGUCGCAAGUCUUCCUUCCUACAAGUCUUGCGCAUUGGCAUAGGAAGCGGCCUCAAGAGCCACGGGAAGUCGCAGAGUCAGCCUUCUGAGCUCACGCAGCUGGAAUAUUCGUCGGCAUCGCACAAGAGACCUCAGGCCAAUGGACACGCCAAGACGCUGUCGAAUCUCAGUACCGAAUCUCACGUGCAACCGAAUGUACAAGCUGCAGAGUUCAUAGCACCCAAGUUGACGGAGAGCGCAACGACAGUCUGGAAGCGAGCCAUACAAGUUGAACACGACCAGAGAGAGGCCAGAUUGAAUCCAGGCUCCAAAAAGACUACAGUCUCAGGGCACAUGAUCAGCGAUGAAGCUCAUCAUGUCACGAAUAAUGAGGUGCCCUCUUGGCGCGACAAGCUGAAAUUUCACAGUCUGGAAGCUUCGGCACAGCUUGACCAGUCAGCUACAUCUCAGCAGACAGACCAGCCGCACUCAAUCCCAAGAAAACCUUCGACCGAGUCGGCGCCCCGCAAGCUUGCCACACCCCCUAAAUCAUGGGCAAAAUGGGCAUCUCACAACCGACACGAGCGAACAGCUGCUGCUGGUCUGGCUGAUGACGUGACCGCAAAGGACUUCGCAGCCCUGUAUGCCUCGAAAGAUUCCCAGCAACAUGUCUGGGUCACUGAGCAACAUCUUGAUGCUACCGAGGCCGAAACCUGCCAGCCACACGAGCCGUUUUCCAAAAAACUCGGUAAAGCUAUGAAAAAGAGACUGGUAAAGGCCAUAUCGUCUAAGUCGGGCACGAAGAGUGAAGCCCAGCUGGAAUUUCCGGAGCUUGAAGUUUUGCCCACCAAGGACGGCUACAAGGAUCUUGAGGCAAUCCAGAAGAGCGUUGCCACGUUGAAGGCCAGCGAACGCGCGAAGAUGGCAACCAACCCGGCUCUUGCCAUAGCCGAGUUCGAGAAUCCUUCCCAACAAUCGUUGACCGAGACGCUGCCUGCGCAGUUACAAGAGGCUAAGCACGCCAGACACGAAUUUGCCGGCAAAACAGCUGUCAAUUCCGCAGACGGUGUCAUUGAGGGCGAGUUGACCCAUGUACAUGGUAUCGAAAAACCCUCAACUCGUCCCGUCACGCCGGCUAAUAUAAUCGCUCUUCCUGCCGGAGAUUCGACUGCUGCCACAGCAACGGAGAACUGGGUAACCCCAGCUAGUCGUUUGACUCGCAGCCCCGGAGGUGAUGAUAACAGCACUGCUUCUGUGGAGGAUGCUCAGCUUAACAUUAUGGUGAAGCUGGCCAUGGUGAACGGUGUUGUUACCAGAGUCGUCUCAGCGAGGUUGCCCCACCGUCGCCUCAUGAUGGCAGCGGCACAAUGGAAAAGUUAA
This is a messenger RNA of Colletotrichum higginsianum IMI 349063, 3378 nucleotides long. RefSeq lists its product as uncharacterized. The transcript is spliced from 3 exons. NCBI's taxonomy places the organism in Eukaryota, Fungi, Ascomycota, Sordariomycetes, Glomerellales, Glomerellaceae. The coding region runs from base 1 to 3378 and encodes 1125 amino acids. The record is from RefSeq and is a predicted model, not a curated record.